This is a messenger RNA of Mangifera indica (mango), 879 nucleotides long. RefSeq lists its product as uncharacterized. The record is from RefSeq and is a predicted model, not a curated record. NCBI's taxonomy places the organism in Eukaryota, Viridiplantae, Streptophyta, Magnoliopsida, Sapindales, Anacardiaceae. The coding region runs from base 1 to 879 and encodes 292 amino acids. The transcript is spliced from 3 exons. Gene Ontology annotation, molecular function: zinc ion binding; nucleic acid binding.
AUGUCAUUCACAAGUGGAUUGGCUGAGAAAUCUGACCAUCGUUAUCUUGAAAAGUCAGCUUAUGUCUUGGAGGCACCUUUACCAACAGCAGUGGACCCUGAUGCCCCUGAGACAGAGCAAAGGGCUUAUGCUGAAUGGGUAGAUGCUGACUUACGAGUUCGCAGUUAUAUGCUGGCAUCAAUGAACUCUGAACUUCAAACUCGGUUUGAGAACGUGAAGAGUGCGUAUGAAAUUAUCACUACUUUAAGACAAUUAUAUAGUGAAAAUGCUCGAGUGAAGGAAUAUAAUUUGAUGACUUCACUAUUCAACAUGCGGCUUAGGGAGGGCAUUUCCCCAGAUGAUCAUGUUAUUAAAAUGAUUAAUAAGGCUGGGGAGUUACAAGUUAUGGGCACAGAUUUGCCGCAUAAUGUUCGGGUGAGUUUGAUUCUCCAUUCACUCCCUCCAACUUUUAAGCCGUUUAUUACAAAUUAUAAUCUCAAUAGGAUUGAGCGCACUCUCCCUGAUCUUCUCAAUGAUAUUCAAGAAUUUUACAACAAUGAGAAGAAAGGGAAAACACCAGCUGAGUUGCUAGCUACUUUUGCCACGAGAGGCAAAAAGAGGCAAGCUCAAAAGCCUUGGUGGAGAGGUUCACAGAUGGGAUCUGGUGGACCAAAAGUACAAAGAAAGGGUUUUAAGAAAACCACUGCUAGACCUUCUAGGAUGAAGGGUUUUGGCAUUGACGCAGCACGUUCUCAGCCUCCACGACCAUCUAUUCCACAGAAAGAAAAGAAGCAGGAGAAGAGCAAUUGCUUUUAUUGCAACCAAGAGGGGCAUUGGAAGAGGAACUGUCCCCUAUACCUUGAUGAUCUGAGAAAAAGCAAAACAGCAUCUGCAGAAUAG